Chiloscyllium plagiosum (whitespotted bambooshark) is the source of this 2971-nucleotide messenger RNA. It is a transcript of the gene alg10, whose product is annotated as ALG10 alpha-1,2-glucosyltransferase. The record is from RefSeq and is a predicted model, not a curated record. Gene Ontology annotation, biological process: protein N-linked glycosylation; dolichol-linked oligosaccharide biosynthetic process. Gene Ontology annotation, cellular component: endoplasmic reticulum. NCBI's taxonomy places the organism in Eukaryota, Metazoa, Chordata, Chondrichthyes, Orectolobiformes, Hemiscylliidae. Gene Ontology annotation, molecular function: dolichyl pyrophosphate Glc2Man9GlcNAc2 alpha-1,2-glucosyltransferase activity.
CGUAAUGGAGCGUCUCGAGCCGCUCCUCUUCUCCGCGCUCCUCAGCAGCAACUUCCUAGUCUCCUCUGUGGUUUUCUCGGCCAUCAGCCGGGUGCAGAGGGCUCCUUACAUGGACGAGAUUUUCCACGUCCCGCAGGCGCAGCGGUACUGCGACGGGAGAUUUUCCGAGUGGGAUCCAAUGAUCACAACUUUACCUGGCCUCUAUCUGGUGUCUACUGGGAUAAUCAAGCCAGUAUCUUGGCUGAUGGGUUGGACAGGGAGUAUAGUAUGUUCUACAGGAAUGCUACGAUUCGUUAAUCUUCUGUUCAAUACUGGCAACCUCUACUUGCUUUAUCUGCUCUUGUGCAAGAUACAUCAGAAGGACAAGGCCACCUGUACAUUCCGGAGAAUUAUGUCUGCAUUAACACUUGCCUCAUUUCCCCUGCUUUACUUUUUCUCAUUCCUCUAUUACACAGAUGCAGGCUCAACAUUCUUCAUUUUAUUUACUUAUCUGAUGUGCCUAUAUGGGAGUCAUAGUAUUGCUGCAUGCCUUGGAUUCUGUGCCUUUAUGUUCCGUCAGACUAACAUCGUCUGGAUUAUAUUCUGUGCAGGAAGUGUUGUCGCACAGAAAUUGACAGAAGCAUGGAAGAUUGAUUCUCUCAAGAAAAGGGAUGAAAAGACAGUUAUUCUAAACUCCACUGUGGAGAUCAAGAAGAUUGUGCGCUUCCUGUUAGAGUAUGUCCUAUCGUUUAACAAUCUGAAAGGACUGAUAUUUCUGACCUGGCCAUACAUCAUCUUAGUUGUGGGAUUUCUGCUGUUUGUCUCCCUGAAUGGAGGAAUAGUUAUCGGUGACAGGACCAACCACGAGAUCUCUCUCAACUUUCCUCAGUUAUUCUACUUCUUUUCUUUCACCCUAGUAUUCUCCCUUCCUCAUCUGCUUUCCCCUCAUAAGAUAAUAACUUUCCUAAGUUCAGUAAAGAAGCAACCUUUAUUUUACCUUUUUCUUGUAGUUGUCUCCUUGUUGUUGAUUUGGAAGUUCACUUACAUUCAUAAGUUUUUGCUGGCUGAUAACAGACAUUACACAUUUUAUGUUUGGAAAAAUAUCUUUCAGAGGCACGAACUAAUCAAGUAUAUGUUGGUCCCAGGGUAUAUCUUUGCUGUUUGGACAUUCAUUGAAACAUUGAAGUCCAAAUCAAUUUUCUGGAACUUAGCGUUUUUUAUCUGUUUGGCUGCUGCUACUGUUCCACAAAAGUUAUUAGAAUUUCGUUAUUUCAUUGUGCCAUAUCUUAUCUUCAGACUGAACAUCCCAAUGCCUUUGGGCUUUAAGAUUCUUGCGGAGCUGGCUGUGUAUUCUGUACUAAAUGUGCUAACUGUUUACUUGUUUCUCUACAAAACCUUCCAGUGGCCAGGUAGCGAAGAAGUUCACAGGUUUAUGUGGUGAUGUUUGGGAACACUUUUUAUUUGGCUUUAAAAGAUCAUGUACAUAAAUGGUUAACAUUCUUCAGAAAUACUUAACCAUAAUCAAAAUAUUUGUAAUGUCCACAACAUUUGGAAGAAGAUCUUUCUUUAAAUUUUUUUUCCUAUGUAGUUGUGUAUUUGGAAUACUGUGUUCAUGAUUUUUUCUGCCAAAUUCUGUAAUUAGCAUGAUAACAUCAUUUAUUCAAAUCUGUUCAUGUAAACAUUUGUUUUCGUCACAUGCACUAUAUUAGUCUUGAUUGUGCUGUUUCAAAAGCAAGUUACUAACCUGACUGAAUUACAGAUACAUUUAAUGUUAUUAUAUUUUGAUUAUACAGCAAAAGUACUUCAAGACCUUAUGGUUAAAAGAGUUUGUGAUAUUCUGUUUUAUCCAUUUGAAAUGGUGACUCUGCUUAUUGGGCAAACAGUUUUAUCUCAUUUUAGCAUUACAACCUAUUCAGUUCUGCAUGUUAUCACUUUUAUUGUGUAUGUAUUAAACUGAGGGAUUGAGGACUAGUAUAAAUAUUAGAUAUUUGCAAACUGAUGUACUGAUCUUUUAAUGUUUUCCACAAUUAGACCUGUGUUAGAGAAAUUAUUAUUCUUGAUUUCACCUGGUGUAUUCUAGUCACGUUUGCUGUAUCACGUUUUGUUUGAUAUUGAACUUGACUGCCGGUUGUUAUCUCACAGCUUUUAUCUGUGGCUUUUUUUUCUCAAUUGGUGCAAUUUAUCUAUUUUAAUGAUUUUUAAUAAUUAAUUUUUUUUUUUUGCAGACGCUCUGUAGUCACUGAGUUAGAGGGAGAGGGAAAGAUUUAGUCAUUUCCACAGAGAACUCUUAGAAAGUCUUUGAAGACAUUUGGGAAACGGGAUUUUAUUUCUGGUCCCCAUAAGAAAAGGUGUUUAAUUUGUCUACUACAAGAAGGAAAUUAUUUAGGUAGGUUUUAACUUAUGAAAAUAUUACUUGUAUUUAAAUAAGCAGCUGUCAUAUCGUUAGAAUAUCCCAAAGUGUUCUGCAGCCAAAGAAUGACUUUUGAACUGUAGUCAUCAUUGCUUUGUCAGCACAUGCAGCAGCCAGUGUGCAUACAAUAUGGUCCCAGAAAUAACAGUAAAGCGAGUAACUGGUCAAUCUGUUUGGUGUUGGGUGAGAGUUAGCCAAGACGAAAGGUCUUUCUUCUCAUCAGCUAGUUUGUGGUAUCUUUUAUGGAAUUUGGGCAUGGAUCUAAAAUCUCAUCUGAAAGUCAGCCACCUAUGUCAGUGUAAUGAAACAGUAUUAAUUACUGACUUCACAGUAAAGGAUCAAUUAGGUAACAACUGUAACAUGAUAUAAUGUCACAUUCAGUUUGAGGGUGAGAAAUUUGCGAUGAAAAUAGAGCCUAAAAUGUAAAGGCAAUUACAAAGGUUUGAAGACGGAAAUAACUGCACAGAGUCUGAUAUCCUGUCAUCAAGCCCCCCUUUAUUGUGCCAAUACACUGGCUGUGGCCAGCGGGUUCGGAGUCAGUCUCCUCAACUGAGGAGAUUCUGAAUCCCCUGUUUAUAUAUA